UUUUUGUACAAAAAAUUCCGAACGAGUCGGACGCGUUUUCGUCGCGAGUUUUUCCGCUGCAAAAUCGGACAUAAACAAUAAGUGUAAAUGCCGCGUAUAUUCAAUUUAUAUGAUAUCAAGUGAUUUUUUAAUUUAACAAAUCGCAUCGUAUGAAAUUGGCCAGAGCCCCGGGUCGCGAAUAUUUAAAAAAGGAUUUGUGUAUACCGAAAAGGCUAAACAAGCUUUUUUAAAAGAAAUUUGCAUUUUCAUCUUGCGCAAAAGGCAAACGAACAAACAAAUAUGCUGACACCGAUGAGGCCAGCGGUGGGUUGAUUGGCUGACAACCACGACGUCCACAUCCAAGUCCACAAACAAGAAAAAACGACCAGACACGCUUCAGUGCCAUCGAGUGGGAGGAAGUAGUGGUAGUAGUGAGGUGGAGAGGAAGGAGCAGCAUCAUCAUCACCUGGCUCAACUUGAAUACGAAAAAAGCUAACAAAAAGCAAGAAAAAGCACAAAAAAACACACACACCAGCACACUACAAACACCACGCCACAAUGACAAAUGUUUGGAGCGGAGCCAGGCUUUAGGUGUUGAGCAGGUUUAAUCAAACAACAAAGGAAAAGCCGAGGAGGCCAACGAGGAGGAAGGACACCACACCGAGCAAACACCUGAAUUGGACAAGAGAAAGUUUCAUUAUGGAGAAACCGAUGCACCAUGCCCCAGCUCCGGCUGCCGUGGGUAAGGUCAGCCAGAUUGCCAACAUCUUCCAGCGCAAGCCCAUUGAGAUUCAGCCGGUGGAGCAGUUGAGUGCUGUGGCUGCCGCCCAUGCCGCUGCUGCUGCCGCCGCCGCCGCCGCUGCCCACCACGCCCACAACGCCCACGCCCCUGGAACUCCGGCGGUACGCACGGAAUCCCAUUCGGCCAGAUUCAAUAACGCCCGGGCUCUGUUCGAGAAACUGGGUGUGGAGUCCAACUCGAAUGUGAGUUCGCGUCUGUUGAGAAGUGGUUCGCGCGAGGAUAACCUGUGCGACGGCUCGGAUCGGUCAUCCUCACGCUCCUCGGAUCGCUCACAAUCGCCGCCCAAACGGAGGACUCCAUUUCCCUCCGGCGUGUCACUAGUUCACAAUAAUAACAAUGCCGCCGCCACAGUGGCCCAGAAUGGAGUUAUUCCCGGCGAACAGCAGCGUUUGAGUAAUAGCAAAUUUAUUGUGGAACCAGCGGCAGCGCAAGUUGUGGUACCCACUUCGGUGGUCAAGUACCCACAGCACAACAUAUCCCGCUUGAAGUCGGAGGAAGUAACACCACCGAUACCACCACCAGCCAGCGGUGGAUCGGUGAGUGCUCUGUUUGCCAGUUCAGGCGGUGAUAAGCCAGAGAAACCGGAGAGGAAAUUUAAUUCUCGAGAGUUGAUAGAGAAGCAGAAGAAGUGGACUUCCCACUUUACCAAGACCAAAACAACCAGGACGCAUAGCGAUCUGAAUCGCUGCGAUAUCAUACGUACAGUGCCCGGCACGGGACUGAUUAUGGAUAGCGAAAAGGUGGCCAAACCGGCAAUGGAAACGCCAAAUGCCAGUCCCAAUCCGCCAGCCAUAAAGCCAAGGAGCGGCAAGAUCGGCAGCCCAGUUAAGUCACCGCCAUUGCCGCCCAUUCCGGCGGUCAAGCCAAAGAAUGUGAGUCCGGUGAAGUUCAAUCCGGAGAGGAUAGUGCGCCAGUCGCCCACAAAAACGGCGGAUUGCUCGCCACCUCCGCCGCCUGCCAAAUCGGCAGCCGUGCUCCAGAGAUCACUGAUGCAGGAGCAACAGCAAGAGCUGCUAAGGAAUCAGGCCGGAGAUCCACCCAUUCCACCGGAGAAGCCGCGCAAAAAGUCCGUUGAUCUCAUCGAGGAUGUGCAGCAGCCACUGACGAACUGCUCCACGCCCUCAUCCUGCGCCUCGCCCACCAGCUCCUCGUACAUAAUGCAGCCGGCGAAGAGGGGAUCUCUGGAUGGCAGUGGUGUAGCCGGCAGUGGACAGUACACCGGCCAUGGACUCAGUGGCAGCACCAACUCCGCCACCUCGGGUUCACCGGUGGCCAGUGCCUCCUCGGGUCCAUCGUCGCCGGUUCACACGGAGGAUGAGAAGCAGGAGAACGAGUCCACGGAGAAGUCGGAGAUGGAAUACUAUCACGGCAGCAACUACAACAGUGUUCCCAGGCGAAGACGCAGCGAAAAUGAAGGUCGCAAAUCUGUGGACGAGACAUCGGGAUCGGUGAACAACAACUCCAGCCAGCAGCAGCAACAUUCCAUUCCGGGCUCCGCUAGCGGAUCUCCCCAGCGAGUGGCCAACAAGCGCAGCAGCAUCACAGUGAACAUGCCAGCCGCCGGUCUUGGCCAGCGUCCGCCGAGCAUUAUAUCGACGACCAGCCAGGAUGAGGGUGGCUUCAACGAGUCCGCGCCCGAGGUGAAGGCCAAACUGCAGCCCUCUUCCUAUGACCUCCAAACGGAGGAGCAACCGCAUAGCUUAAACUACGUGGAUGUGGGCUAUCGCCUCAAUCCCGAUGGCAGCGAAAGUCGCGAGGUUUACGGAUCCGAGGCAGAACUCUAUGACACGGCCAAAGUGAGCGAUAUGCAGCGCAAGUUCCACGGAGCCAAUGGUUUUGCCCAGGAGUCGAGCACGGUGUAUGCCAUUAUCAAACCGGAUGUGCAGGAUUCCCAGCCAGUCGUAGUGGCUGCCACGCGAGGAGUUCACCUCCAGUCGCCCACUUCGUCGAGUGUCGAGGGAUCUCCCCUGCAUCGUGGUGUCUAUAAUUCCCCACCCGUGGGCGUGGUUUCACCCAUAAGGCGACGCAAUAGCAACAACCAGGAUCAGAGUGUCGGAGGAGGAGGCGGAGGAGGAGGUAGUGCCAAGUCCACGCCCCCUUGUUCACCCGCCCGUGCGGCGCUCAAAGGCAUUGCCCCCAUAGCCUCCAUUGAUGCCCACGAAGAGGAGGAACUGGAUCUCGAGGAGGAGGAGGAGGAUGAGCAUUUGGCUGUUGAAUAUGUGGAGGUUUUAGAACUGGAGGAGGAGGAGGAGGCUCCAGUCCUCCCAGAACGACGAGCUCCGGCUCAAAAUUCCCUAGAAUUGCAGGAUUUGGAGUAUGCCGAUACCAGUGCUGGCGAGGAUGAGGAGGAUAUCAUCAACCACUUGAAAGGCGAUAUCCUGGAUGUAGAACUAAUCGACGAUGUCGUCGAUGAGGUGAUCAAGGUUCAUGUCAAUCACAGUGUGGCCAUUGCUCCACCAGUUCCAAAUGCUGCUCCGGCUGCAGCGAUUCCGCGGGAGGACAGCUUGCCCGAUGACAUGACCGCCGCCGAAGCCGAACGACUGUUGAGCUCUAGCAUUUUGGAAAACAAAAUCAGACAACAGUCGCUGCUGUCGGACGAACAGGCCAAGGAAGUCGAGCAAAUACUCAACGCCGCCCCCAGCGUGGGCGUGGCAGUUGCUGCCGUUGUUGCCACAGCAACAUCGCCGACCAGCAUCAAGAAUCUCAUUGAGGAUUUGCCGGGGCAAUCAUCAGUGGUGGUCGAGCAGGACAUUCAAAUUGCAGCUGUACCAGCGAUAGUCGAAGAGGACGAGGAGGACGAAGAGGAGGGCCAGUUCCACGAACAGGAGGACGACGACAACGAGGAGGAGGACCACGCUAGGGCCGAGUUCGAUGCAAACGGCUGCGGCGAUGCUGACGGCGAUUCCGAUGACGUUGAAGCCGUGGACAUUGUGGGCUUUUGCCAUGCCGCCAGCGCAUUAAACGCCACCUUCGUCAAGGCCGACAGCACGGAAACAGAGACCACCACCACCACCCCCUCGACGGCCACCACAGCCACAGCCACCACUCGCCACGACGACGACGAGCCCGAGUGGCUAAGGGAUGUCCUUGAGGCACCCAAGCGCAGUCUAGAAAAUCUGCUAAUCACCUCGGCAACCCAAGGACGGGGACCAGGUCAGCGGGAGGAGCUAGAAAACGGCUACGAUCUACAAGAGAAACAUUCCGAUCUAAAUCACACCUACGUGACCGGUGGGGAAUCGCUGCACGAGUCGUUGGUAUCGGUGGAGUCCACGCAAUCGGAUGCCACACUAAACCAAACCACGACCAUCGACGACAGCAUCAUCUCCAGCAAGCACAAUUCCACAUAUUCCCUGGCAGAUGCCGAACAGGCCACCAAUUCGACGGUCCUCAGCACUGGUGUUACCGAACUCGACGAUAGUCAGUACUAUAUACCGGAAUAUCCGCCUGUGAGGAGCAAGGAAGUGCUUGUAGAGGCGGGAGUGCACUACUUCGAGGAUGGCAACUUCUGGAUGGAAGUGCCUGGUCUCCUAGACUUUGACGACGACGACUGCUCUUAUCCGCCCAUCACAGUGCGCAAGAAUCCCAAAGUUCGCUUCAGCUCCGGUCCCAUCCACGUGUACUCCACUUUCUCCGUGAACGACUACGAUCGCCGCAAUGAAGAUGUCGAUCCUGUGGCCGCUUCGGCCGAAUACGAGCUCGAAAAGCGCGUGGAGAAGAUGCACGUCUUCCCCGUGGAAUUGAUGAAGGGUCCUGAAGGUCUGGGUCUCAGUAUAAUUGGCAUGGGCGUUGGCGCCGAUGCAGGCUUAGAGAAACUAGGAAUCUUUGUGAAAACCAUUACCGAUAACGGAGCAGCAGCCAGAGACGGUCGCAUUCAGGUCAACGAUCAGAUCAUUGAGGUGGACGGCAAGAGUCUCGUGGGUGUCACCCAGGCAUAUGCAGCCUCAGUGCUACGCAAUACAUCCGGUCUAGUCAAAUUCCAAAUCGGACGCGAGCGUGAUCCUGAAAACUCAGAGGUAGCCCAGCUCAUACGACUGAGUUUGCAGGCGGAUCGCGAGAAGGAGGAGCGCUUGAAGCGUUAUUUCAGCCAACAAGAGGAGUACCUGCGUCGCACGCUCGACUACUCGGAGGACUCCACGCAGCCGGUAUCGGCCAAUUCGAGUGUUUGCGAGGGACCUUCGAGUCCCGUUCAAGUGGAGCAUCCCAUGGAGGUGGAGGCCACCCAUUCACAGGAGGUAGAGUCGCUCAAGCGACUGCUACAGGAGAGCGAAAUGGGUUGCCUGGUAAAGGAAGAGAUUAUUCAAAAUCUAAAACGAAAGCUGGUGAAGCUCGAGACGACGGGAAAUGAGAACGAGUUGCUGAGCGAGCGGCUCCGGCAAAGUGAACGGGAGCUGGGAAAUAUCCGGAAGGAGGCGGCCAAUCUGCAGAACAUGCUGCAGCAAUCGCAGGGUCAGUACAUGGCGCUGGACAAGAAGUACAACAAGGCCAAGCGGCUGGUGAGGGAGUAUCAGCAGCGGGAGCUGGACAUGUGCCAUCGCGAGGAGUUCUACCAGCAGUUGCUCCAGGAGAAGGACACCGAGUACAAUGCGCUCGUGAAGAAGCUCAAGGAUAGGGUCAUCAAUCUGGAGCACGAGCUGCAGGAGACGCAGCGCAAGGCUGGUUUCCCCGUCGGACUGCCCUACGAUAGUGCCACCCUAAAGCUAACACCCCAAAUGAUGCGCAAGACGCCGCCCAAACCACUGUUCCACAAACUGGAGACGGAGCUGUCGGACACGGAGAUCUCCGAUCUUUCGCCCGAUGGCGAUGGCGUGAAGACAGCCACUGUGGAGCGCAAGGUUCCGGUCAAGGACGAACUGGAUGCGGCUGUGCCGCAGCACGAGCUGCUGGAUAACUCGAUUAACAAGACCAAAAUCGAUCUGGCCUCCCGUGGUGGUUUAGCCAAUCGCCAGUUGCCCUCAGCCAAUGGAAACAGCAAUGGAGCAGCUACUACUACUAGUGAUCUUGGCCAGCUUUCGAAUGGCAAUCUACUGAAGCGCAGCCGGAGCAACAGUCGCAGUUCGGACUGCACCCUGGACGACACCGAUGAGGAGGAGGACGAGGAGCGUGAGGGAUCGGCCCUGAAUCUGGCAGGUGGAGCACCUGCGGCAGCCACCAGCCAUGAAACCAUCAGCAGCCUCUCCAAUGGCAACUCCCAUCUGCUGGCCAACGUCAACAAUCUUCUGCAGCAUCAUCCGCCGGUCAUGGCCAGUGUGGUGACCGCCACACCCUCGAAUGGCCACUUGGGCACCACCACGGCCAUCCUGCUGAACUCCACCUCCUCCGCCUCGUCCAGUUCGUCCAAUCAGUCGACGGCUCGCGAGGCACAGAUCAAUCAGCUGUACGCCCAGGUGCACAAGGAUCCCAGCAAGCAGCAGCAUCAACAGCAGCAACAGCAGCAGCAGCAGCAUCAACAGCUGCAGCAGGCUCAGUUGGUGACCACCACCACCAGCAGCAGUAUUCCCAGCAUGUUCAAGAACGCCAGCAUAGGAUCCCCGGCGGACAACGGACUAAAUGACUUCCAUCGCGGCAGUAUGACCACCUUUGGCACGGGCCCAGCCACCAGCAGCAAUCGUGAUCUCAACAGCUCCUACGACUCCAUCCUGGGCUCCAACGACAAGCUGGCCGAGCAUGAGCCGGCCGAGAGCUGGAUGUACCCCAGCCGCCGGCGGGUGGCGCCCAAUGGCAGCAAGGUUCCACUGCCCGGAUCCAGCUUCACGGAUCAACUCAACCAGGCGCUGUCCGAUCGCGAGAGGCGACUCGGCGAUGGAUCCUCGCGACAUUCCAGCGACGAUUACACGGAGAUCAACAAGAGCCAGAGCGCGGCGGCCAUCAAUUGCAAGACGCUGAUCAACGAGAUCCGCCAGGCGGUGAACGAGGCCCAGCCCAAAGUUAAACAAGUCGUUCCGCAAUCAUUAUCCCCGCCCGGCACAGUGCCCUGGCAGCAGCAGCACCACCAGCAGAUCCAGCAGCAGCCAUCCGCCCACAGCAUCCACAGCAUCCACAGCACCCACACUGGCCCGCCCUCGCCCACCAGCAUGUCCUCCGGCUGCUCAUCACCGGGAUACUCGCCAAGCAGGACCCUGGAUCUGUCCGGAUCGAGUUCCAGUUUCUCCGAUCGCAAGGCAGUGGCCGCCGGUUACACCUACAAGGGUGGACCCGUUCACGAGUGGACCAAGGAUCAGGUUGGCCACUGGCUAAUGGGCAUCGAGUUGGAGCGCUACAUCCCCGUCUUCAAGGAGCACAACGUGGAGGGCGGAGCUCUGCUCACGCUGGACUCGAAGGACUUCAAGACUCUGGGCGUGUGCGGCGACGACAAGCAUCGGCUGAAGAAGCGGCUGAAGGACCUGAAGGCCAACAUCGAGAAGGAGCGCAAGGACAUGGAGCGGGAAAGGCGCGAACGGGAGAAGGCCAUACGCAAGGCCGAGAAGAAGGCGGCCAAAAAGAAGUAGUUGAAUUCUAGUUGAUAAGCAUAAAAAAAAGUAGCCAAAAACCAAAAGCAUACGCAGUAUAUAUUGUAGUCUAUAUAUACAUAUACAUAUACAUAUAUAUAUGCAUACACAACACACACGCGCGUAUAUAUAAACAUAUAUGUAAUCGGUUAUAUAUUUAUAUGCAUGUAAUGAUAAUAUAAUUUAUUUGUACAACACACACACACACACAUCUAUUAUACAUACGUACUACAUUUUAACCUAUCGAACCUAAUGGCAACUAGACGUAAUUAUUCUAAACGAAAGCAAGGAAAGCAGCAAGUAGAAGGUCAGCGAAGCGUUAGAGUAGCAGUAGAUCUCGGUUAGAAGUGACCCCCCCAGAAAUCCAGACUCAAACAGGGCCCAAAAUCCAACCGAUGGCACUCAGACUUCCACGACAAAACAACCGAACUCACAACCAAACGAAGAAGCUAAGUAACUAACACAAAAAGGCGUUGGACUGACUGAUUUUUAUGAUUAAUUUAAAAAAAAAAAAAACGAAAACAAAAAGAAAAACAAAUAAAAACGAAUGGAAUUCUUUUUUAAAAGCCAAUCAAAACCAAAAAGAACCAUUUGAAUUGAGAAUGCAAACGAAUGCGUAGAACACUUAAGGAAUUCGCUGAACAGACUUGAACGGUUUUACGGGCUGCUUCAAUUAAAAUACAGAAUAUAAAGAUAAUAUUGUAAUAACGUUUAAGUUAAUUAACGAUUUUUUCUAAAUAUUAACCUGUGUAAUUUAAUGACUAGCGCAUAUUCAAUAAUAUUCAAUUCUAGAUAUAUAUAUAUAUGUGUGUGCAACAUUGUAUUGUCAAGACAUCUAUGGAAUGUACUGUACUAUCCCCCCUAAAAUUAAUGCUAAAGUAUUGUCCUGUAUGCUAUAUGCCUGAAAGUCAUUUAAGUACUUAAGUAGAGAAGCUAGAGGAAGUGUGUUUUUUCUGUUACCGAGCGGGCUGUUUGGAAAGUCACCGACUAAGAUUUAUUAUAUAUCUUAACGUUGGUUACUUUCCAAGCAGUCCGAGCAGCCAAAUCAAUGCAAAAUGUCCACCCAAAAAGAAAAAAAAGAAACCAAGCUUCAAGAGCGAUUUCUAUUCGUUAGCUAGUAUGUCUGUGGAAAUGGGCGUGGCUGUACUGUUGUUUUCACUUUGUUUUUACUUUGUAUAAAUAUUUAUAGAACCUUUAGAAUUUGUAUUUCGUAUUCUUAGUUUGUUUAUAUUUACUUUCGUGUACUUGUGUUGUGUACGUAGUUUUAUUUACCUUAUAAUUUCGAAAUGUUGCAAUAAAACUGCAUACAUAUGCCGGUGUAUGUAUGAUAAACCAAA
Drosophila elegans is the source of this 8603-nucleotide messenger RNA. RefSeq lists its product as uncharacterized. The coding region runs from base 679 to 7266 and encodes 2195 amino acids. The record is from RefSeq and is a predicted model, not a curated record. Gene Ontology annotation, biological process: neuron projection development; calcium-mediated signaling; actin filament organization. Gene Ontology annotation, cellular component: cytoplasm; actin cytoskeleton; dendrite. NCBI's taxonomy places the organism in Eukaryota, Metazoa, Arthropoda, Insecta, Diptera, Drosophilidae. The transcript has 16 exons. Gene Ontology annotation, molecular function: actin filament binding.